GUGUGCUACUUCUCAAAUUUCUUCUUCUCUGUUUUUUUUUCAUUUCCUUCCAGCGCCGUUUUUUAGUCUCUCCAUCUCCGGCACGGUCGUAUUCUCCGACUUCCUCUUCUUCCCCGGCACGGCGUUUUUGGGCGAGAGAUUUUUCUCCUACUUCUUCUUCUCGGGACAGAGAGGUUGGUGAUGAGAGGGCGAGACUGAGAGAAUGAGAGUGUAGAAAGCGAGACCACGCCACCGGAUACACCGAGCGAGAUACCAAUUUUUUCUUUCAUUCGGGACCUCUUCAAAACCCGGGUCAUUUGACAUUUUCUCCUAAAUUUUCAUGUCAUUUAUCCGACGGACUCUUGACUCUUCUUCUUUUUCGGCCAAUCUCACUGCUUGCUGCUGUCUCGCUUGGUUCAGUGUUGCACUCAUCGUUUCUUUUCUCUAGAACCACAAUCGUUUCUUUUCGCUCUGGCCUCCUGGUUGCCUUUUCUCUCUCUUGGGGUCGCUGAGGCCUAGCAUUGCGUAGAAGUUUGUCCGAGUUGAAGGACUAUUGCAAUGGCCAUCGAUUGCCUCGUUCUUGGCGCUGGGCAAGAAGUUGGGAAGAGUUGUGUGGUCGUUACAAUCAAUGGAAAGCGAAUUAUGUUUGAUUGCGGGAUGCAUUUGGGCUAUGUCGACCAUCGUCGAUAUCCUGAUUUCUCUCGCAUAUCUGCUUCUCAUGACUAUAAUAAUGUUCUCUCCUGUAUCAUCAUUACACACUUUCACUUGGACCAUAUAGGUGCUCUUCCAUACUUCACCGAAGUUUGUGGCUAUAAUGGACCCAUUUACAUGACGUAUCCAACAAUGGCAUUGGCUCCUAUAACGUUGGAGGACUAUCGAAAAGUGAUGGUUGAUCGAAGGGGUGAAGCAGAACAAUUUACUAAUGACCAUAUUAUGGAGUGCUUGAAAAAAGUUGUACCUGUGGAUUUGAAGCAGACUAUACAGGUUGAUGAAGAUCUUCAAAUUCGUGCUUACUAUGCUGGACAUGUUUUAGGAGCUGCCAUGUUUUAUGCUAAAGUUGGAGAUGCUGCUAUGGUAUACACAGGAGACUAUAAUAUGACACCUGAUAGACAUCUGGGAGCAGCUCAAAUUGAUCGAAUGCAAUUAGACCUUCUUAUAACAGAGUCUACAUAUGCAACAACCAUACGUGAUUCUAAAUAUGCCCGCGAGAGAGAAUUUCUUAAAGCUGUUCAUAAUUGUUUGGCUAGUGGAGGGAAGGUCCUUAUUCCUACUUUUGCGCUUGGACGGGCUCAGGAACUUUGUGUCUUGUUGGAUGACUAUUGGGAGCGCAUGAAUCUGAAGUUUCCGAUCUAUGUUUCAGCAGGUUUGACUGUUCAAGCUAAUAUGUACUAUAAAAUGCUCAUUAGUUGGACAAGCCAGAAGGUCAAAGAGACGUACACUACAAGGAAUGCAUUUGACUUCAAAAAUGUUCAAAAGUUCGACCGUUCUAUGAUUGAUGCGCCUGGACCUUGUGUUCUCUUUGCUACACCAGGGAUGAUCAGUAGUGGGUUUUCUCUUGAAGUUUUUAAGCGUUGGGCACCUUCUAAAUUGAAUCUGAUCACAUUACCUGGGUAUUGUGUUGCUGGAACUGUUGGACACAAGUUAAUGUCAGGUAAACCCACCAAAAUUGAUCUGGACAAGGUCACUCAAAUUGAUGUGCAAUGCCAGGUUCACCAACUGGCAUUCAGCCCACAUACUGAUUCCAAAGGAAUUAUGGAUCUUGUGAAAUUCCUUAGUCCCAAGCAUGUGAUUCUUGUACAUGGAGAGAAACCUAAAAUGGCUGUUUUAAAGGAGAGGAUUCAUUCUGAACUGGGAAUCCCAUGUCAUGAUCCUGCAAAUAAUGAAACCGUAUCCAUAUCUUCAACACUUUCUGUCAAAGCAGAAGCCUCAAGCAUGUUUAUUCAGAGUUGUUCAACUCCUAAUUUUAAGUUCUUAAAAAGAAACUUGAUUGAUCCUGAUUUAAAAGAUUUAAGUUACAAAGCAGAAAGAACUUCAAACAUGCUUAUACGCGAAUGCUCAAAUCCCCAUUUCAAGCAUUUGAAAAGAAAUUUGGACGCCAAGUUUGAUUCUAGUUUAAGUUGUGGUCCAGCGCUACAGGUAAGUGAUGAUAGAGUAAAUGAAGGGAUCUUGGUGAUGGAAAAUGGUAAAAAAACCAAGGCAUUACAUCAGGAUGAACUAUUGCUACUCUUGGGACAACAAGAGCAUGAGGUCAGGUUUGCUCAUUGUAGACCCAUAUACUUUGGUAGCUUAGAUGAGAUCCAUGUUAUGGAUAGCUUAUCUAGAAAAUCUCUAUGGCUUUCCCAACUAUCUUUUAAGCUUUCAACCGAACUUUCAGACAGGAAUGUUCAAAAUCUUGGGGAGUAUCUUCAAGUUGAAUCAAUUACACUGUCCAUUUGCUCAAAGGAAAAUUGCCCUUACAGAACUAUAGAUAGAAUUAAAAAUGAAUCUACUGCUAUGGUAUUUUGUUGCUGUAGUUGGCUAGUUGCAGAUGAAAUCCUUGCAUGGAAAAUCAUUUCUAUCUUGGAGAAACAUGAUCUCGGUUCAACAUGAAUGUACAUGGGAAUAUGCAUUACGAGGUUAGCUCAAUUCAUGACUUGUAUUUGGCAAAGGAAACAAUCUUACUGCCUUUCACCUAAAUGCUAAAUCUGGAGGUUUAAAUUAUUAAUGGUUGGUUUUGGAAGCUUUGAGUGGCUGAAAGUCGAGUUGCUGUCUCAUGUAAAAUUGCAAGUGGAUCUGUGAAGAAUGGUGACUUUUUUGGGUACAAUAGGGAGAUUAGAACUAUAUUUCUUUGUCAAUAAUACAUCAAGUUGAGCUUUUCUUUUGGCAAUGAAUGAUUUUUUAUACUAGAGUUUUUUUUUUUUUUAUUAAUAGGUUGAUUUGUUUUAUCGAGUUUAGAAUUCUAUGUUGUAAAAACAUGUCAAGUUAUUGUUUAUAUUCACUAAUAGGAAUUUUCCAAUUUGUUUUAUUUCGAUUGUAUUUGUGGAA
Cucumis sativus (cucumber) is the source of this 3003-nucleotide messenger RNA. Its product is annotated as cleavage and polyadenylation specificity factor subunit 3-II. The record is from RefSeq and is a predicted model, not a curated record. Gene Ontology annotation, biological process: snRNA processing. The coding region runs from base 538 to 2568 and encodes 676 amino acids. Gene Ontology annotation, cellular component: nucleus. The transcript has 13 exons. NCBI's taxonomy places the organism in Eukaryota, Viridiplantae, Streptophyta, Magnoliopsida, Cucurbitales, Cucurbitaceae.